GCGCACUGUCCCUUUAAGAAGAGCGCUCGCGCAGCCCGUAAAGAAGAAGCUCUUCGCUCCUCUCACUCGGGACUCGAUUCAUAAAUAAUAAGACACCGCGCGGGGAGGAAGCUCGCAGGGGCUCAUCGGAUUUCUUCAUUCGGCGAACCGGAUGCGAAGUGGCGAGCAGGAACCAGACAUGCUCACCUCGGUCGGGGACUGUGAAUCGGGGGCACGUCCGAGAGAGGAGAAAUGACUUCCCAUGGCUGACCCCUUCCUGCGCGAGCCGACAGGAGGCAGCUCGAGCCCGCCCCGGGCGCCGCUGUAGCCCCGCGCAACGCUCGCUCGCUCGCAGGGGUUUCGUGUUUUCGACGCGCUUCCGCUCGACGCCAGUCACCCUCCUCUAAAGACCCUGCCGAUCCCGUGUCCGCUCUCUUUUAUCCGUUGAGUGUUGUUUUUUUGUUAUUUUUUUUAGAACAAAUGAAAAUACCCUAGAGGAGCCCGAGGACCUGACAUACCGAUGGGGCAGUGAGUUAUGGCAGCUAAAGAGGAACUGUACGCCAAAGUGACCCCGCGGAGGCAGCGCCAGAGCCGGCCGGGCACCACCGUCAAACAUGGGUCCGCUCUGGACGUGCUGCUGUCCAUGGGCUUCCCCAAGACCAGGGCCUUGAAAGCUCUGGUUUCUACGGGAGGCAAAAACGUCCAGGCAGCUUGUGACUGGCUCUUCUCCCACGUGGACGACCCCUUCCUGGACGACCCCCUGCCGCGAGAAUACGUGUUGUACCUGCGGCCCAGUGGGCCGCUGCUGCAGCAGCUCUCGUUCUUCUGGCAGCAGUCCCGCGUCUCCUGUGGCAAGAAUAAGGCGCACAACAUCUUCCCCCACAUCACCCUCUGCCAGUUCUUCAUGUGUGCCGACGGGAAGGUGGAGGCUCUGUGCGACGCCCUCCAGACCACGGUGGCCAAGUGGAAGGGUCGCAUACCCAUGCCCCUGCCCCUGGAGCCCUACACGUCCUCCAGCUUCAUCGGCCUCUUUGUGGAGGAGCAGAUUGCCGAGGUGCUGAAGAGUUUUGCUGCAGAUUUUGCCACUGAAGCAGCAGCUAAAGCAGAUGUUCACGUCGAGCCCCAUAAGAAACAACUUCACGUCACGUUGGCGUACCACUUCCAAGCCAGUCACCUUCCGGUUCUGGAUAAGUUGGCCAAAAACGUGGACGUGUCGUUGGGCUGCGACUGGCUGACUGUGCUCUUCUCCCGGGACAUUCGGUUUGCUAACCACGAGACACUGCAAGUCAUGUACCCAUAUGUGCCUCAGAAUGACGACGAGCUUGAGCUGGUGACGGGAGACUUCAUCUUCAUGUCCCCGGUGGAGCAAAGCAGCGCCAGUGAGGGCUGGGUGUACGGCACCUCGCUGGGCACGGGGCUGUCCGGCCUGCUGCCCGAGAACUACGUCAACCGCGCCGAUGAGUCCGACACCUGGGUUGUCCACGGGUCUCACUCCAUCCGCGACAGCGCCUCUCCGUCAAACACUGGCAGCACCGUGGGCGGGUUGUUGUUUGACGGACAGCUCAAUGACAGUUUGCUUGACAGUCUCAUGGAUCCUCCCAGCAUCUGUCCUCCCAUGCAGGUAUCGAGGCCAACUAGUCAGUCCUCCUUGUCUAGGAUGAGACUGUUUGUGUGUCGCCAUGGGGAGAGGAUGGAUGUGGUGUUCGGGAAACACUGGGUCACUCAGUGCUUCGACUCCAAAGGCCGAUACAUUCGCUCUAAUCUCAACAUGCCGUCCAGCCUGCCACCCAGGAGCGGAGGUCACCGGGACUAUGACAAAGAUUGUCCAAUUACUGUGUUUGGCUCCACCCAGGCCCAUCUUGUAGGUGAAGCCCUGUUGGAAAGCCACACAGGAAUAGACUUUGUUUACUGCUCUCCUUCUCUUCGCUGUGUCCAGACUGCUCAGCAUAUUCUGCAGGGUCUCCAGCAGGAGGGAAAGACAAAAAUCCGAGUAGAGCCCGGAUUGUUUGAAUGGACCAAGUGGGUUUCAGGCACAUGUUUACCUGGCUGGAUCUCCCCAGCUGAGCUGGCGGCUGCUAAUCUGUGUGUGGACACAACGUACAGACCUCAUAUUCCCAUCAGUAAAUUGACGGUUUCAGAGUCAUAUGACACCUACAUCAGCAGGAGCUUCCAAGUGACGCGGGAGAUCGUGGCAGAGUGCAAGAACCUGGGAAACACAGUCCUGAUUGUGGCCCAUGCCUCCUCCCUGGAGGCCUGCACUCGCCAGAUACAAGGCCUGAGUCCCCAGAACUCCAAGGACUUUGUCCAAGUUGUCCGGAAGAUUCCUUACUUGGGUUUUUGUGCUAGUGAGGAAAUGGGAGAGACCGGGGUGUGGCAGCUGAUCGAUCCACCCAUCUUGCCUCUGACACAUGGACCCAAUCACAGUUUCAACUGGAGGGAAAUGUUAAUGCAAGACUGAGGGAUAUGGUGCUUGGCUCACUAUCUUUUUGCUGCCCUGAACUGCUGAAAAAAAGUAUUUAUUUUUAACCCACACUGCUACAAGUCCAGCCCAAGGACCCCCGCCCCCCAAAAGUCUGUCUUCUGUCAAAGACGUCAUGCAAAAAUGUAAGCAUUCAGUGAGGCGAACGUAUUCAGAUGUACAGCUCAGGAUAGAGAAAAUAGUUUGUGUGGAGUCCACAGUGAUGACGGGCUACAGGUAGGGCAGGGGUUUGUGGCACGGCUCUCAACAUUCCACUUCUUUGGCCCCGAUUUUGGAGAAAUCUGGAUAUUUCUUGACGGUUGCCGAUGAGUUAUUUUUCAAGCCACAAGAAGGUUUGUCACGAAGAUCUGUCCGUGGCACCAGCUCUCGGGCGCAGGGCGGCGAAGACUGCGCUCUGCUGCCUCCUCGCACACUGUGACAGGAGUUCGCUGACGACUCGAAGACUCUAAACCAUAGAAAUAUUUUUUCCAUGUGUUAGAAGUCAUUAUUUAACUCAUAACCAUGACCCGCCUUACAAAAAAGCACAAAAGAAAUGUUGACAAUCAGACACGGGAGAACUGAUCUUCAUUAUUUCUGGUGCUGAGGUGGGUAGUUGAUUAUACGUGUUCUAUUCCUGUAAAUGUCAUAUCAUUAAGCCGUUCUUCCAAGUCAAAAUCUAUGUGCCCACAUGAAUCCUCAAAGCUUCCUGUAAGGCCGUGGUCCACAGGCAUUAUGUGAAGGCAGCGCAGGUUUUGUUAGGACCACAAGUGCAACCAAGUCAGUAUGACAGAAGGCAACGAACAUGAUGAAAUUUGUUGGUUUUUGAUUUGAAGCAGGUGCAUUGGCCAAAACUUUUGCUUGUUCAUCAUGACCCUGACACUCUCUAUAAGCCUGAUAACCACACUGCUUCUCAAACACGUCUUACGUUGCAUUUCAGAUGUUUUUUGGUUAUGUCAGAUGAUGAAAGUGCUUACUGCCUAUACCAGUUUUUGUUGUAUGACACAGAAACAUCUAUUGAUACUCUCAUAAAUGAAUAAAGCAAAGUUGUGGAGGCUUAUAUAGGCUUAUACGUAUAAGCCGGUGCCAUGUGUUCUGUCAAAGAAUUACCUCUUCACACCAGUAACGAGUGUGAAGGUUGGGGAAAGCGACAGAUAACACUCGGACAAUUACCAUCUGGCAGUAGCUUUAUUGUAUUGUUGAUGAAUCUUUAUUGUCUUACUGUUUCUCUAAGCAUAUGUGAGAAAACAUACUGACUAACCCCAUUUGCAAUAUCUGUAUCAGAAUUAGAGACAAAUAACAUUUUCUUUAAAAAAAGGAGAAACAUUUGCAGGAAAAUCACAGGCGGAAUAAAUGACAAAGAAUUGCUCAGUUCCA
Messenger RNA from Scophthalmus maximus (turbot), 3811 nucleotides. It is a transcript of the gene ubash3ba, whose product is annotated as ubiquitin associated and SH3 domain containing Ba. The record is from RefSeq and is a predicted model, not a curated record. The transcript has 14 exons. The coding region runs from base 515 to 2437 and encodes 640 amino acids. Gene Ontology annotation, molecular function: protein binding. Lineage: Eukaryota; Metazoa; Chordata; Actinopteri; Pleuronectiformes; Scophthalmidae.